AUGUGCUUAUUUACGCGCAAAAUACUGGACGACAGUGUCUCUGAUGGUUCCUUGGACACCCGGAAGCUCUUGGGAAUGCAGCCGACUCUGUAUGAAGUAGAGCGCAUCGCCGGUUUGUCGUCUGCUAUUGCAGAUAUAGCAUCUCUCGUCUUCACCAAGUACGAUGGCAAGUGCCACGUGCCACUCAAUAUCAUACUGGAUCUUCCAACCUGGCACUACUAUCAGAGCAUUGAGGACCGACUUCAACACAGGGGCUAUAAGCCAAGUGAGGUGAUGGAUUGGAUUGAAGCAAUUAUGCUCCGCAGUCGGCAGUUGGCGGGGAUACUUAAGAGCGCAGUCCUGCACAAGCUGGAUAGACGCGGUGUUCCAAGCACGCGGCGUCUCUACGAUAUCCAAACUUCUCCGGGAUCAGCCUUGGUCAAUGACGCUUUCCGAAAAGCUCUCAAAUAUGAAAAGUUACCAUGCCUCAAUGAUAUCCUUGAGACUCUUAGCAGCAGCCAAGAUGGCUCAUGGCGGCAAUUCUACUCGCUCCUUCCCGACGGGGACAAACCUCAGUCUAUCAAAGAUCUAAGCCAUCUCUUCUACGUUUUUGAGGUUGUCCGUCCAUUGGUCAUCAGUGUUGAUGAUCGUUCGGAGCGUAAAAUAUAUUCAAAAGCCCACAGCAUCUUCCUUAAGCUCCCCAAACGUCCAAGUUUCCUGGCCGACCCCACGUUGGUCCAAGUGUACACGACUCGCCGGAUUUUUAUUGACGGGAACAGAAAAGGCGAGCGCCUGUACUGGAAUGAUCCCAGCCCAGUGAUGCCCGUGCUAAGCGAGGGUAAGGCCUAUGGUGAUGGAGGUGAUGCUGGGUACAGCAAGUACGCCAGAGAGCUUCAGCAAACGGACUUCAUUGCGAAGUUGUAUGGUGCCGAAUGUGCAGCCAAUAUCCAGCGUUGGUCAAAGGAGGUUGGCUUAUGCUGGGGUCAUUCGGUCUGA
Molecule: messenger RNA, 975 nt
Organism: Aspergillus pseudoviridinutans
Lineage: Eukaryota; Fungi; Ascomycota; Eurotiomycetes; Eurotiales; Aspergillaceae
Exons: 1
Coding region: 1-975 (324 amino acids)
Source: RefSeq, a predicted model, not a curated record